Molecule: messenger RNA, 783 nt
Organism: Hibiscus syriacus
Lineage: Eukaryota; Viridiplantae; Streptophyta; Magnoliopsida; Malvales; Malvaceae
Product: WEB family protein At3g51220-like
Exons: 2
Coding region: 1-642 (213 amino acids)
Source: RefSeq, a predicted model, not a curated record
AUGGAAACGGAAGAAGGUGGUGGCGCUGUCGUCGUUGGACGGGUGGAGAUCGAUACCAGAGCACCCUUCCGAUCAGUUAAAGAGGCUGUCACGUUAUUUGGAGAAAAAGUCCUGGUUGGUGAAAUUUAUGCCAACAGGCUGAAAGAGCAUCACGGAAACGACACGAAAGCUGGAGCUGGAAAAAGUGGGAAAGAUGAAUCAAAGAUUGCAGCCUUAACAGCCCAGCUAGAAGAACUAAAGCAAAGCUUGCAAAAGGCAGAAGAGGACAACAACUUGAUGUCGUAUCGCUUAAAAGCACUAAGAGAAGAGAUUGAACAAAAGAAAAAGGAACUGGAACAGUUGAAGGGCAGAGAGUUGCAGAAGCAACAGUUGGAUCCCCAUAUGGAAGACUUCAAAUUCAUCAAAGACAAAGAGGCGGAGGGGUUACAAAAGAAGAGAUACGUGAAAUUCGCUAGCCCUCCUUUGUUAGCCCAAGUCAUCGUCAACAAAGACGAGAUGCGGGAAAAACCAGACAGGGUCAAGAAAGCUACAAGGAAGACAUUAAUCGCCAUUAUCGGAUGGCUGUUCCCCAAGAAGAAAGAAAAUCAAGAAGAAGAUCAUCAGUCUUUGAGGACAAACGAGGUCCAGAGGCAUUAUUAUUAGCUGAGAGAGCAUGCAACAUUUUUGUUGGGGUUUCCACCGAAAGAUGGGAGCUACAUGUGUAAUAAUAUGAUAGAUAGGUCAGAACAUGAAAUAAACUAAGUUAGUGUUACAUAAAAUUUGGAGUGUGAUUAAUGUUCAUGA